AACAGCCUGACACUGAGGGGAGGCAGCAAGACUAUAAGAAGUCUGGGUUGGGCAGAAGGCAGAAAACCAGCAGAGUCACAGAGGAGAUGGCCAGCUGCCUUAAAGCCAUCUGGAACCAGGGAUUCCAGCAAAUAGUCUUUGGAGCUGCCCAACUCUUUUUCUUCAGUGCCCUGAUCUCUGAACUAACAAAUCAGAAAGAAGUGGCAGCGUGGACCUAUCAUUACAGCACAAACGCAUACUCAUGGAAUUUUUCCAGGUCAUUCUGCCAGAAGUACUUCACGGAUUUAGUGGCCAUCCAGAAUAAAAAUGAAAUUGCUUACCUCAAUGAUGUCAUACCCUACUACAGCUCUUACUACUGGAUUGGGAUCCGAAAGAUCAAUAAUAAUUGGACCUGGGUGGGAACCAAAAAGACUCUCACCAAGGAGGCCGAGAACUGGGCUGACGAUGAGCCCAACAACAAGAAAAACAACCAGGACUGCGUGGAGAUCUACAUCAAGAGUGAGUCGGCCCCCGGCAAGUGGAAUGAUGAGCCCUGCAGGAAAAAAAAGCGGGCCCUCUGCUAUACAGCCUCCUGCCAGGACAUGUCCUGCAGCAAGCAAGGGGAGUGCAUCGAGACCAUCGGGAACUAUACCUGCUCCUGCUACCCUGGAUUCUACGGGCCAGAGUGUGAAUAUGUCAGAGAGUGUGGAGAAUUUGACUUCCCUCCACACGUGCUUGUGAACUGCAGCCACCCACUGGGAAGCUUCUCUUUCAACUCCCAAUGCAGUUUCCACUGCCCAGAAGGGUACCAACUGAGUGGGCCCAGCAAGCUGGACUGUUUGGCUUCUGGAGUCUGGACAGAUGAGCCCCCGCAGUGUAUAGCUAUGCAGUGCCAGCCCCUGGAAGCCCCCAGCAAUGGAACCAUGGACUGUGUUUCUCCACUCGCUGCCUUUGCUUAUGGCUCCAGCUGUAAAUUUGAGUGCCAGCCUGGCUAUCGCCUGAGGGGUUUGGACACACUCCGCUGCACCGGCUCUGGCCAGUGGACCGCACCCUUGCCAGCCUGUGAGGCCACUUCGUGUGAGCCACUGGAGAAGCCCAUCCACGGAAGCAUGGCGUGCUCCCCGUCCCCAGGAGCAUUCCAGCACAACACCAGCUGUAGCUUCCACUGUGCUGAGGGUUUCGUGCUGGGAGGAGCUGAUGUAGUUCAGUGCACUGACAUGGGACAGUGGACAGCACCAGCCCCCGUCUGUCAAGCUUUGCAGUGCCAGGAUCUUCCAGCUCCAAACAAGGCCCAGGUGAACUGCUCCCACCCCUUCGGUGCCUUUAGGUACCAGUCGGUCUGCAGCUUCACCUGUGAGGAAGGCUUGUUCCUGGUGGGUGCAAGUGUGCUACAGUGCUUGGCUACUGGAAUCUGGAGUGCGGCUCCUCCCGAAUGCCAAGCCAUUAGCUGCCCACCUUUGCUGAGUCCUCAGAAUGGGACAGUGACCUGCGUCCAGCCUCUUGGAGAUUUCAGUUAUAAAUCCACAUGCCAGUUCAUCUGUGAUGAGGGAUUUUAUUUAUCCGGGCCAGAAAGAUUGGAUUGUACUCCAUCUGGACACUGGACAGGCUCCCCACCAACGUGUGAAGCCAUCAAGUGCCCAGAACUCUUUGCCCCACAGCAGGGCAGCUUGGAUUGUUCUGACGCUCUUGGAAAAUUCAAUGUUGGCUCCACCUGCCACUUCUCUUGUAACAAGGGCUUUAAGCUGGAGGGGUACAACAAUGUGGAAUGCACAACUUCUGGAAGAUGGUCAGCACCUCCACCAACCUGCAACGGUGUAGCAUCAGUUCCUACCCUGGAGGUUCAAUGCCCAGCCCUCAUCACUCCUGGGCAGGGAACCAUGUCCUGUAGGCAUCAUCUGGGAACCUUUGGUUUGGAUACCACUUGUCAUUUUGGAUGCAAAGCUGGCUUCGCGCUCGUGGGAGACAGCACUCUCAGAUGCAGACCUUCAGGACAAUGGACAGCAGUAACUCCAGCAUGCAGAGCUGUCAAAUGUUCAGAACUGCAUGUUAAUAAGCCAGUAAUGAUGAACUGCUCCAACCUCUGGGGUGAUUUCAGCUAUGGAUCAACCUGCACCUUCCAUUGUCCAGAGGGUCAGUCACUUAACGGCUCAGCGAGAACAGCAUGCCGAGAGAAUGGCCACUGGUCAACCACCAUGCCAACCUGCCAAGCAGGGCCAUUGACUAUCCAGGAAGCCCUGACUUACUUCGGUGGCGCAGUGGCUUCUGCAACAGGUCUGGUAAUGGGUGGGACACUCCUGGCUCUGCUAAGAAAGCGUUUCAGACAAAAAGAAGAUGGGAAAUGCCCCUUGAACCCUCAAAGCCACCUGGGAACAUACGGAGUUUUUACAAACACUGCAUUUGACCCAAGUCCUUAGGAGACCUCUCCUUCUCCUGGUCACCUCAUUCAACAACCUCCACAGAACCUUGUUUGUGAACAUCAACCUUCCUGCUAGACUUGACUUAUCUGUAGUGCGUUUGCUACAGUUUUCAAUAAAUACUUGUGAAUAAAGGACAUGGAAUUUCCUUAGAUUAGCUCUGGACCAGAGCAAAAGGAUUGUCCCACAGUCCCAAACUCUCCACCCACCACCCCUUCCUGCUCCACCUCUCCUCUUCCUCCAACGCAAGCCACAGGAGCCAGGAGCAGAUGUUUCUACAGUGGUCUGUGGGUUUUGACGAGGCUGUCACUUGAAAUACCAGUUCCCAAGAGACUGGAGCAUCUGACUCACAAGAAGACCAGACCAUGGAGAAAUAAAAAUACCUCUUUAUUUUUGUGUUGAAAGAAGGCUUUCUCUACUUUGUUGGAAGACAGGUGACAUCUCUAACUUGAGGGAAUUUCUGUAGAAUCUUCUACGGUUUCCAGUGCUUGCUGUUUUUGAGGCUUCCAGAGAGGCCUCUGAAUGGCACCAGAGGCUUCAGAAGAACAAGAAUCAAGACAGGAGGCCACAUGUCACUGUAGACCUUCCUGUCACCUGUCACUCCCCCUCAAAGGACACAAAGACCAAUAUUCAAAUGUGUAAUUAAAAGGAUU
Propithecus coquereli (Coquerel's sifaka) is the source of this 3046-nucleotide messenger RNA. RefSeq names its product selectin P (granule membrane protein 140kDa, antigen CD62) (gene SELP). The transcript is spliced from 16 exons. Gene Ontology annotation, biological process: heterophilic cell-cell adhesion; leukocyte tethering or rolling; response to cytokine. Bases 87 to 2393 code for a protein of 768 amino acids. Lineage: Eukaryota; Metazoa; Chordata; Mammalia; Primates; Indriidae. The record is from RefSeq and is a predicted model, not a curated record. Gene Ontology annotation, cellular component: membrane; external side of plasma membrane. Gene Ontology annotation, molecular function: sialic acid binding; oligosaccharide binding.